AUGAAUUCAAUGAUUAGAAAUGUACUUAAAACUACAACAAAUGUUGGUUUAAAAAAUACAAGUGGUUUAGUUUUUAGACAAACAAAUGUUAAUUUUUUAAAAUCCUCAACAACCACAACAGCAAUUAAAAGUGGAAUUUUUGGAGAACUAAUUACAAAAAGAAAUUAUCAUGAAAGAGUAUUGGAUCAUUAUAAUAACCCAAGAAAUAUUGGGUCAUUCGAUAAGAAAGAUAUCGAUGUUGGUACUGCAACCGUUGGUGCACCAGCAUGUGGUGACGUUAUGAAAAUUCAAAUCAAGGUAAAGGAAAACAUUGUUGUCGAUGUUUGUUUCAAAACUUUUGGUUGUGGUUCUGCAAUCGCUUCAAGUUCAUUGGCAACUGAAUGGGUAAAAGGUAAAACAUUAGAUCAAUGUCUCGAAAUUAAAAAUACCGAUAUCGCAAAACAUCUCUCACUUCCACCAGUAAAAAUGCAUUGUAGUAUGCUUGCCGAACAAGCUAUCAAAAGAGCUAUCUAUGAUUACAAAGUUAAACAUGAAAAAUUAAAUUCAUCUGAACAAACUACAAUUGAAACUACUGCAUCUUUGUAA
Molecule: messenger RNA, 585 nt
Organism: Dictyostelium discoideum AX4
Lineage: Eukaryota; Evosea; Eumycetozoa; Dictyosteliales; Dictyosteliaceae
Exons: 1
Coding region: 1-585 (194 amino acids)
Biological process (GO): iron-sulfur cluster assembly
Cellular component (GO): mitochondrial matrix; cytoplasm
Molecular function (GO): iron ion binding; iron-sulfur cluster binding
Source: RefSeq, a predicted model, not a curated record